Molecule: messenger RNA, 366 nt
Organism: Pichia membranifaciens NRRL Y-2026
Lineage: Eukaryota; Fungi; Ascomycota; Pichiomycetes; Pichiales; Pichiaceae
Exons: 1
Biological process (GO): ribosomal large subunit biogenesis; cytoplasmic translation
Cellular component (GO): cytosolic large ribosomal subunit; ribosome
Molecular function (GO): structural constituent of ribosome; RNA binding
Source: RefSeq, a predicted model, not a curated record
GACGUUUCUUCUUCUAGAUCCAAGUCUAGAAAGGCUUACUUCAAUGCACCAUCUUCUGCUAGAAGAGUCAUGAUGUCUGCUCCACUUUCAAAGGAAUUAAGAGAACAAUACGGUGUCAGAUCCAUGCCUGUCAGAAAGGAAGACCAGGUUGUCGUUGUCAGAGGUUCCAAGAAGGGCCAAGAAGGUACCAUCUCCUCUGUCUACAGAUUAAAGUUCGCCAUCCAACUCGAAAAAUUAACCAAGGAAAAGUCCAACGGUGCUUCCGUCCCAUUGAACAUCCACCCAUCUAAGGUCGUCAUCACCAAAUUACACUUGGACAAGGACAGAAAGGCUUUGAUUGCUAGAAAAGGUGGUAAGUCUGAAUAA